AUGUCGGAUGCUCUGCUCCCACUCCACCAGAGUGUGAAUGACAAAAGCAAAUUCACAUGGCAGUUGAGCUGUUCGCAAAUGCUAUACACGAUCACACGGACGGACCACGUAGAUACUUUGCUUGCUUCCACCCCCAUCCAGAGAUCCUGCCCACAGGCUCCUGAUAAACACCCACCUCCUCUAGAGUCGGCAUAUGGCAGCAAACUCCUGAUAAACACCACCUCCACCGAGAAGAAAAGCCUCCGGCCGGCGGCAACAAUGUGCGGCCGCGACGACGACUGCUACCUGACGAGGGAUGAAGUCAAGUACCUCUUCAUCUGCUUCGGCGUCGUCGCGGUCGUGGUCCUCCUCGCCGUCCUCCUGGCCGCCUUCGUCUACCUCCGCCACGUCACCAUCACCGUGGAGGACGCCUCGCUCACCAGGUUCGACCUGCUCACCUCCCCGGUGACGGGGAUCGCCUACAACCUCUCGCUCACCCUCAAGGUCCGCAACCCCAACUGGGCGAUGAGCAUGAAGAACGUGGAGCCGUUCGUCGCCGCCUACAGGUUCGACGGCCAGCAGUUCGACCGCGUGCAGGUCGCCGCCACGGGCGACAAGCACCCCGCCGGCGCCACCAGGGUGUACCACCUCACCUCCUCCUCCCAAGGCGCCUUCGUGUCGCUGGGCAGCGCCGGCGAGCAGGAGUACAAGAAGGAGAGCAAGACGGGGACGUUCGACGUGGAGGUGGCGCUGUCCCGCAAGGUGAGCUACACGGCGCGCUACACCAAGUGCAAGAUCGAGGCCGUCUGCCCGCUCAAGCUGCAGCUCGUCAAGCCCGACGCCACCACCGUCGUCUUCCAGAAGGUGACGUGCAAGCUACACAAGGCCGAGAAGAACUGCUAGCUAGCUAGCGUAUAUAUGCAUGGAUAUUGAUCAUGUUCGUGGUUUGUGUGGCCACGAUCAUCAUUAAUUACUUUUAUUAUUCCAUCAUCAUUUGCACGUUUGUUUGGACUUCAAGUGUGUGUGUGUGUGUGUGUGUGUGUGUGUGUGGUGUUUUUCUUCCCAUUCUUUCACGCCCAUCACGUCGGUUUCGAUUUGAAGUGUGUGUGCUGGGGUUUUUUCAUUAAUUAUUUGUUGUGUAAGAUGUAAUAAUAAUAUUUUCGAUGCUAUCUUCCUGAUGUAAAAAGAACAGGUUUGAUGUUGUUUCUUGGUUGUAAGGGAAAAAGAUUUGAUGCUA
Molecule: messenger RNA, 1216 nt
Organism: Triticum urartu
Lineage: Eukaryota; Viridiplantae; Streptophyta; Magnoliopsida; Poales; Poaceae
Source: RefSeq, a predicted model, not a curated record